AUGGCCGAGCAUUUGGCUUCGAUUUUUGGAACUGAAAAGGACAAGGUCCACUGUUCGUUCUACCACAAGAUAGGGUCAUGCCGGCAUGGCGACCGGUGUUCGCGGCGUCAUGUCAAGCCCACAUACUCGCAGACGAUGCUUGUGUCCAACAUGUACAAGAACCCGUCGCUAAAGCCCGACUGCACACUAUCUGACGAAGAGAUCCAGCACGGCUUUGAGGACUUUUACGAGGACAUGUUUCUCGAGCUGGCCAAAUACGGUGAGAUCGAGGAGCUCAAAAUUUGUGACAAUGUAGGCGACCACCUGCUGGGAAACGUAUAUGUGAAGUAUCGCCGGGAGGAUGAUGCCCAAAAGGCCGUCGACUCGCUGAACAACCGGUACUAUGGAGGGCUUCCCGUUUGGGCGAGCUUUCGCCCGUCACUGAUUUCCGCGAGGCGUGUGAUACUGAACUUUAUGCACAUCCGCAAGCCCGCUCGCACUCUUGUGCGCGCGCUGUUUGACGGCCAGGAUCUGACUGUGCGCGAGAUGCGCCGUGUGGAGAGGGAAAAGCGUCGCACUCGCGAGCCGCCAUUGCCAUCGUGCACGCCGUCUCCCGCUCGAAGCCCUAGAAACCGCCGGUCCAAAAGCCCUGUGCGGUUUUAG
This is a messenger RNA of Kickxella alabastrina, 642 nucleotides long. RefSeq lists its product as uncharacterized. The coding region runs from base 1 to 642 and encodes 213 amino acids. The record is from RefSeq and is a predicted model, not a curated record. Gene Ontology annotation, molecular function: pre-mRNA 3'-splice site binding; metal ion binding. The transcript is spliced from 3 exons. Gene Ontology annotation, biological process: mRNA splicing, via spliceosome. NCBI's taxonomy places the organism in Eukaryota, Fungi, Kickxellomycota, Kickxellomycetes, Kickxellales, Kickxellaceae. Gene Ontology annotation, cellular component: U2AF complex; spliceosomal complex.